GUGCUUCCGUUCCAUUUGUGUUGAAAAAGCGCUGAGACUUUGGUCCCAUUUUCUAUCUAAAAGGUGGCCCAUUUGCUUUACUUUUCUUUUCUUGUGCUACAAAAGAGAUAAUCAUACCAAAUAUUGCAAGUUUGUCUGAAAUGCCCUAAAUUGGGAGAAGAAGCCCAUAAUAUCGUUUCAUGCAAUUUCCGAAUGUAGGCGCGCGCGUCGGCGCUCUAAGCUUGUCUCGCGACGUCAUAAAUGGGAUGAUUACGAACUCGUGACGAAAACAGCAAAUUAUAUUUAAAAGCCUGCUGCUACUUAUAAUUUUACUCAAACGGUUAAGACAUGGAAGAAUCAAGGAAAGAAGUCGGGAUGAGGGAAGACGAUCACAAACAAUGGAGCGAAGCUUCAAAUCCUGAGACGAGAGAAGAAAGAUCCAUUUUCAAUCCUCCUCAGCCCCCGACAAGCUUUCAUCCCGCUCUGUCAUCUCACCUUCCAACAGUUGGGCUGCAGAAUUCCAGUGCGUUACCUCAGAUGCCUAUGUAUCCAUCACGAUUUUACUAUCAGUAUUAUGCUCCCCCACCAUAUUCUAGACCAAUGUUUGAUCCAUGUGCUUCGUAUUCUGCAUCAUUCUAUCAAAGUGAAGAUUUUCGUCCAAAAGAGAAGCGCCGCCGCUGUAGAACCGUUUUCACUCAAGAACAACUCUUCCUUCUCGAGGCAGGAUUCUCGGAGCAGAAAUAUCCUGACGGUAAAUUUCGCCAAGAGAUGGCGGAAAAAACCGGUCUCCCUGAGGACAGAGUGCAGGUUUGGUUUCAAAACAGGCGGGCCAAAGAAAAGAGGCUUAUGGAGGAGAAACUGUUCCGAGAAACGACUAGGCCGGAGAACGUGACUACAGUUGAAGAUGUACAUAGCCAAGCUGUGGGAGCUAUUGACGAGAACAGAGCAUUACACAGUGCAAGUCUCGAAACCCAGCAAGAGGAAGUCAUACAAGAACUGGACAUAGUAACAACUGAAGUGCAAGAAAGUGGUGUAGUGAACAACUCAGUUGGAGGUAAAGAUUGGAUCAUCUGUGAAAUUACAACCCAGGACCUCCCUGCGUCACACCUGCCAGACAUCAACAUCUCCACCUACUUGACUCCAGGUCCCCUUCAUAGUCCCACUGUUUCUCGGGUUGAAUUAGCAGAUGCAAGAACAGAUGACGAGACAGAUGAGAACCGCGUUCUCGUCUCCUUGGAGACGCCGAUGAGUUCCUCAUCCCCACUUACAUUCGAAGGCCUACCACGGCAUUUAUUUGUCAGCAGCGAUAUUUCAACCUUCCGUCAGAGUAAUAGCGAGGAUGACAGCAAAAUGUACCAUGGUGAUUCUAAGUCUUUCAUGGAUGUGUACCUUUCCGAAGUAAUUCAGGCCCAUGGAGAAGAGGUCGUUAUAAGCACGGAGGAGAUGGACCCAGUUGAAUGCAGCUCCAAAGAAGAAGAGAUUAAUGCGUGAAGCUUUGUGUUUAGACUUUCUUUUUGAAAUAAUCAUCUAUGAUUACAGUAAUUUUAAAAGCUGCAAAGCACAGCAGCUAAGGAGAACAUAUAGGAAGAGAUUGAUCUUUUUUCUCUGUAGUAAGUUAUUGUAAAUGAAAUAAUGUCGGAAUUCAGUUUCUUCAUUUUAGUCAUAGAUCUAACUAUCAGACAGUGGCGACAAUGCUUGAAGUCAAAUCCUUACAUUCUUAGCAAAGUAAUGUUAUUAUAUAUCGGUGUUACAAAAAUCGUUAAGCAGAAAUAAAGCAGUGAUGCUUGAUACCUAAAUGUGGUGAGCAAUUUCACGAAAAAAGAUACUAUUCCCUUUCUUCUUCGCAUGUACAUCAAUUAAUGCUUGCAAAAAAAAUACGUAACCGUCGCUCGACUCGCGAUAUCAACUUGUUGAGUUCACUACAGAGAGGGUUUUGCAUCGCGUAUUUACCCAAAGUGAAGCUGUUUGCUUCAAGUUGUCCACUAUGAAGUGAAGAUAUUGGAUUCGAGUUUAUUAUCUUAGUUUGUGCCCCCCCCCAACAACCCUUUUUCUCUAGCCUAGGUCACACAGACACCACCGAUACUAGUAGACUAUGUGGAAGAUUUUGAGACAGGUCCGACUGUACCGCGCACUGACCAUUUUGUAGCUUAAAAAUUUAAGGGUCGAGGGCGAUAAUCACACCCCUGUUAUGCAUUGCAACAAAGAGGCCGGCCUCAUUUUCGAACAAAGAAAAAGAACGGCAAUCAAAGCCGACCGGACAGUUGGUCUGGCGUAAGGUUGAGACUGAUCUUACCGACUAAGAAUCUUCGACCUCGUCAUCUGUCUUUCUUUGCCUUGAGUUAGUGUAGAAGUGCUUAGUUUCAAGGGUCAUUUGCAGGGUGAUAUCACCCUUCGGUGAAAAAAAUCCGCCGUUUUGUUACUUCUGUUUGGUUCACACCAAUCUGAACACUAGAGCCGUAGAAUUUGACCGUCGGGACGGUCGACAAAGAAUGUUUGCAAGCAAUUACCUUUCAAGAGACGAAAGCAGCGUAUGAUUGUGACAAGGUAUGAUCUAGUCCACAGCUCAAAUUCUUCAGAAGCAUAGGCACACUACCCGUGCAGUUUGUCUCUAUGUAUCCAUCAAUACUGCGGGUCUACUUUUUAGAGGACCAUAGAAAGAGGCCAUUUUAUGGUUGUGUGCUUAGUUACCUGGGACCCGUUUCUCGAAGUUCCCGAAAAGUUUUUGCACCCAGAACGCAGUAGCAGAAUCUCAAACCUUACGAUUACAGAGCUGUUUUACUCACAUAUUCUCAAUAUGAACAGAGGUUCCCUUCAUACAAGGGGU
Orbicella faveolata is the source of this 2803-nucleotide messenger RNA. RefSeq lists its product as uncharacterized. Lineage: Eukaryota; Metazoa; Cnidaria; Anthozoa; Scleractinia; Merulinidae. The record is from RefSeq and is a predicted model, not a curated record. Gene Ontology annotation, molecular function: RNA polymerase II transcription regulatory region sequence-specific DNA binding; DNA-binding transcription factor activity, RNA polymerase II-specific. Gene Ontology annotation, biological process: regulation of transcription by RNA polymerase II.